Ictalurus furcatus (blue catfish) is the source of this 2185-nucleotide messenger RNA. It is a transcript of the gene cyp24a1, whose product is annotated as 1,25-dihydroxyvitamin D(3) 24-hydroxylase, mitochondrial. The transcript has 12 exons. Lineage: Eukaryota; Metazoa; Chordata; Actinopteri; Siluriformes; Ictaluridae. Gene Ontology annotation, biological process: cellular response to peptide hormone stimulus; glucocorticoid biosynthetic process; cholesterol metabolic process. The record is from RefSeq and is a predicted model, not a curated record. Gene Ontology annotation, molecular function: oxidoreductase activity, acting on paired donors, with incorporation or reduction of molecular oxygen; heme binding; monooxygenase activity. Bases 84 to 1604 code for a protein of 506 amino acids. Gene Ontology annotation, cellular component: mitochondrial inner membrane.
CGAGUCACUCACUUAAGAUAAAAGCAGCUCAAGAACAACUUUACGCGCGAAGUCAAGGUGAGACAGCAGAGACACGGGCUAAGAUGAGAGCGCAGAUCCAAAAAGCCCCAGCGCAGAUCCUCGAUGUGCUGAAGAACAAGUCGGUCGGGCUGCAGCACUGCAAGCCAACAUCCUCGGUGUGUGUGCUGGACUCGAAAGAUGCUGUGCCUUGCCCUGCACACACUUUCCAGUCCAUCCCGGGCCCAACAAACUGGCCCCUUCUGGGGAACCUCUUUGACAUCCUACGUAGAGGAGGCUUAGCAAAACAACAUCAGACAGUGAUGGAUUACCAUAAGAAAUUUGGCAAAAUCUUCCGGAUGAAAAUGGGCUCGUUUGAAUCAGUGAACAUUGGUGCACCUUGCUUGCUAGAAGCGCUGUACAGGAAGGAGGGUAACUAUCCCCAGAGACUGGAAAUCAAACCCUGGAAGGCAUACAGAGAUCUGCGGGACGAGGCUUACGGACUUCUCAUCUUAGAGGGAAAGGAUUGGCAGAGAGUGAGAAGCACAUUUCAACAGAAAUUCAUGAAACCAACUGAAGUUGUGAAACUCGAUAGGAAAAUGAAUGAGGUUUUAGCCGAUUUCCUUAAUAGGAUUGGAGAGGUUAAUGUGAACGGGAAGAUCAGUGACUUGUAUUUUGAGCUGAAUAAGUGGUCAUUUGAAACCAUCUGUUAUGUGCUCUAUGACAAACGAUUUGGGAUUUUGCAAGAAAACGCCAAUGAGGAGGCAACUGACUUUAUCACAGCGAUAAAAACGAUGAUGAACAUGUUUGGCAAGAUGAUGGUGACUCCAGUUAGUCUCCACAAGAGCCUGAACACAAAGACAUGGCAAGACCAUACAGCUGCUUGGGACUGUAUUUUUAAUACAGCUAAAAUCUACAUUGACAAGAAGUUGAAAAGACACUCAAGUGGAGAAACUGAUGGCUUCCUUAGUGAUAUCUACCAUAACUGUCCCCUCACCAAGAAGGAGUUGUAUGCAGCAAUAACUGAGCUCCAGAUUGGCGGUGUGGAGACAACAGCCAACAGCGCAUUAUGGGCUAUUUUCAACCUCUCGCGGAACCCCCAUGCUCAGGACAAGCUGUUGAAGGAGAUCAGAGAGGUGGUGCCCCCUGGACAGGUUCCAAGUGCUGAGCACAUUAAGAACAUGCCAUAUCUUAAGGCAUGUCUGAGGGAGUCCAUGAGACUUUCACCCUCCAUCCCUUUUACAAGCCGAACUUUGGACAGAGACACUGUACUCGGGGAAUACAGUUUGCCUAAAGGGACAGUUUUGAUGAUUAACAGCCAAGCACUAGGGUCUAAUGAGGAGUACUUUGACAAUUGGAAGCAGUUCAUGCCAGAACGGUGGAUCGAGAAUAAAACCUCUAUCAACCCAUUUGCCCAUGUUCCUUUUGGCAUCGGCAAGAGGAUGUGUAUCGGCCGACGCCUGGCUGAGCUACAGAUACACCUCUCACUGUGCUGGUUAAUUCGUGAUUAUGAGAUUGCAGCAACAGAUUAUGACCCAGUGGAAGCUAUCCAUACCGGAACACUGGUGCCCAAUCGAGAACUUCCCGUGGCUUUCAUCCGGCGAUAAGACUGCUUCAAUAUCGUGUGGAAACAAAACUCCAUAGCCUUUGGUCAGAAGUAUUCAGAAGGCUUGAUUUUGCUGCUACUCUGCUGCUAAGCAUCAGAAUGUAUUUAUCUGAUUACUUAAAAUAUACCUCAGAUUAUUAAUAUUUAGCUUACAUUGUAACAGUUUAGGGAUAGACAUAAAUGUACAUACAGUAUAUUCCAUGUGACUUUAUAUUACAAUAUCAUAGUAAUCAUUAGCCAUCAGUUUAGAUGACCAAAUUGAGUCAUUAAAAAUCAAUUUCAUAAUACUGGCGACAUCCUACCUAUAAAAUAAUUAUUUUGUAAGCUGACAUUUAAAAUGCCAUAUUAUCUGUACACCAAAAUCCUUCAAUGUACUAUAGCUUUAGAGUAUGUGUUUAAACUGUGUAAAAUAUGUAAAACUUGGAGCGUCUGAAAAUAGUGUUCUUAUAUAUGUUGUAUAUAGAUUAAAUAUAUCACAAAGGUAAUGAUAUUUAUACAUAACAAUUACAGUGUUACCAAUGUAUUUUUUUAAUGCAUCAUCUUUGGGAAAUAAAUUAAUACAGUAAAUGUAUACAAAAUGGC